Molecule: messenger RNA, 972 nt
Organism: Naegleria lovaniensis
Lineage: Eukaryota; Heterolobosea; Eutetramitea; Acrasida; Naegleriidae
Exons: 1
Coding region: 1-972 (323 amino acids)
Source: RefSeq, a predicted model, not a curated record
AUGCUUCACUCUUCCAACUUGCGAUCGUCCUUGCUUGGUCCGAACACCACCACAGACACCAACAAGGAGAACAUUACACCUCUCAUUGCUGCUAAAAAGAUACAUUCAUCAUCCACCACACAACCUCUCAAGAAGAAAAUCGCACACCAACCAUCAGAAGCUCCUCUCAAGUCAGCAAAACAAAAAUUCGAUGUUUCACAACAACAAAACAAAAGAACCUUCUCUGAAGCGCUCAAAUCUACUUCUAAUACUCAACGUAAUCAUGUACACAAUACUAUCAAUCUCUCUACUCGAUCCACAAAUAGUCCUUCCAAGAAGCACAUGAAAUUUUCUGUAUUUGAUGAUUCGAUUCAGUCAUUGACAUCUUUCAAACAGACAAAGCCACAACAACAACAGCAACAACAAUUUGAAUCAUCCAAACCCCAACAACCUUUCAGAGCACAGAGCACGUGUGUUGUUGAUUCUGCUGUCCAUAUUGACUUGGUCGAUGAAGAAACGAUUAUCGCUCCCUAUGAACAACAGAUUAAGAAAUUACAAGAAGAAAUUCAAAUAUUACAAAAUGAUCGAUCGUAUUAUCAGUUACUCUAUCGAACUCUGGCAACACAGAGUGAACAAGAUUCGAAUCAUCCUUCACGACCUUUGAAUCAGACGACCCAAGACAACCAACCUUCCGACUCGGAGUUAUCAUUAAGAAAACAAGUGUCAUCCCUCACCAAAACAGCCUCUCUCCUCCGAAAGCGUAUUUCCAUGCUGACCAUGGAGAAGCAAGCCUUGCAAGAAGAAAUGCAACUUCAUAGAGAAGGUGAAAAAGUGUUGAGAGAAUUAGUACAACAAGAAUCUGAAAAACAAUUGACUCAACUUUCAUUUGAGAUUGAGUGUUUGCAUCAAGAGAGAAAAGACAUGAUCAAGAAACAUGAAAUGGAAGUGAAACAAUUGGAAGAAAUUGGAAGAACAAAUCAAAGAACAAUAUGA